This is a messenger RNA of Hemibagrus wyckioides, 1721 nucleotides long. RefSeq names its product cohesin subunit SA-2-like. The record is from RefSeq and is a predicted model, not a curated record. The transcript is spliced from 5 exons. Bases 36 to 341 code for a protein of 101 amino acids. NCBI's taxonomy places the organism in Eukaryota, Metazoa, Chordata, Actinopteri, Siluriformes, Bagridae.
ACACUCCCAUCGACUACAAUACACAGGUAGCGUGGAUGUUAGCACAGCGGCAGCAGCAGGAGAGAGCUAACAUCCAGAACGCUAAGAUGAGGAGUCACAUGCAGCACACCAUUCGGCGAAGUGCAGGUCUGAUGGAGGACGAUGAAGAGCCAAUUGUUGAAGAUGUGAUGAUGUCAUCAGAGCAGCGAUUAGAAGACCUGAACGAGGGCAUGGACUUCGACACCAUGGACAUUGACCUGCCAGCAUCCAAAAACCGGCGUGAGCGGACUGAGCUCAAACCUGACUAUUUUGACCCCGCCUCCAUCAUGGAUGACUCUGUGCUGAAUGUGUCAAUGUUCUGAUGCAGUCACAGUGGGAGCAAGAAGCGUGGCCAGUGCACUUUGCUCACUUCCUGUUCUCCAUCUACGUGGCGAGGCUACACUUCCUGUUUCAGGCCUGCGUGUGGGCGGAGACAGUGGAGCCGCGGUUCCGUGCCGCUUUUCCUUUUAUUUUGUUUCUAUAACUUAUAGAGAAAGGUUUUUUGAGGUUUAGAUGAUUUUCUAAAGACAAUCAGCUGUAAAUCAGAAGUUUAUAAAGCGUGUGAGGAUAUAAAUCGCCUUUUUAACUAAACUCCCCUUACACACUUUACUUUAUCGUCCAGUCGUCUUUCAGCCGCCGCAGUAACCGCGCUCCAGGACAGAAGCUGACUGGCUUCAGAAUCGCAUUAUUUUAAUAGAUUUUUCAGUACAUUUCAGCCACAAACAGAACGUCAACGACGUCUUUUUACUCACCAUGUAGUCGCUCAGCUGUGACGAGUCUGCUGUCUAAUGCUAAUGUAGCUAACAUGUAAAUGAAGUGCAUGGCCACCACUUUAGCAUGAUGCUCUAAAUAAACACGUGGGAAAAACGGUCACUUCCACAGCAUCAUUCAUGGCUCAGGGGCGUGGCUCGGGAGGUGGGGCCUAAAGCCUGAGUGAUAGAAUUGCUAGAUUUAAACCGAGUGAGGAAAGCGUGUCUGAAGUGACCGAGUCAGUAGUCAGUGUUAAUGUGGUGGUUAUAAGCUGUAAUUACACGUUAGCUACACCAUCACUGGAACUCUCUCCAGCUGAAGGAUGUUUGUGGCAAGUUUUAGUUUGUUUGUUUGUUUUCUCAGAUGAUUGUUUAUGGCCUCUCAGAUUGAACUCUUUUAUGAUAUUAUAAUAUAUUGUUAUAUAUCUAUUAAAUAUAUAAUUCUAUAUUAUUCUACACAGACUGUGUGAAAAUGUGAAUGGGUGCUGAUUUAUUUUCUAUUUAAGUUUUAUUUUAUUCUCCAUUAGAAUGUAACACUUCAGCAGAAGGAUAAAAAUCAUCUAUAGUCUUUAAACCCUUUUAUUUCUGCUUGGCUUUUGCUUUUGUUUUGUUUAAUUUGAAAUGAUAAAUCAUGAAAAGCAUUUUAAUAAGGGGGUGUGUUGUUUCCAUGGUGAUGGUAACUAGGGUGAGCGUGUAAUCAUGGUGACAGUUGCCGGGGGCUGAUAGGCAGUGUGUAUUCAUCCCAGUUUGUUUUAGACUCUUCCCCUCAUUAGCCAUGUGUAGAACUGCUGAAAGACUGUGUGUGUGUGUGUGUGUGUAAUAUAUAUACUGUAUAUAAGUGUUUUUUUUAUUAUAUUUACAAAAGAAAAAUGUCUGCUGUUGCAUUUCCUGUUUGUAUUUAUGUCUGGAGAAAAACUUUUGGAACAAAAUAAUAAACCCUCGGCUGUGAUUUCA